AUGAGUCUACACUGGGGAACCUACCGUGUAUUCCAAGCGAGUCUGCAGGACUCUGUGAGUCUGAUUGCCUCGAGAAAGGACUAUAUGAGCGUGGACAAGAACUUACAAAUCCUUCAAGCUGUCAACGAAAUAGACGAGCAGCAACAAGCAAUUACAACUUUGAAGUUCCGAUACCUUCUGGAGAAUCUUCCUGGUUCGGCUUACACAUAUAUUGACACCCUUAAUAGCAGAUGGAGAGCUUUCUGGAGAGAUAUCACAACAGAGUUUGGCGGCAGCCGAAAGCGAGGCGGCAACGGAAGGCGCGGCGUCACACGAAGGCGAGACGGCAGGAGGGGAAGGCGAGAUGGCAGAAAGGAAGAUGCCACGACAGCGGAAGGCACGGCGGCAACAGAAGGUGCAACGGCGAUUGAGGAUAAUCAUACCACCACCAAGCCAGGCCCUGAUAAACUCUUCGGCGGGCCUUUCGAAUCGAAAAUUGAGGCCAAAGGUCAGGAACUAUACAGUGAUCUGAGCGAGAUUAUCAAUCGAUACAAGGGCAACACUUACAAAUUCGAUGAUAUGCUUUUCGGUCCAGUCACUGCAGAUAUUCUGCGGGCCCUGGCUCCGAACUUGAACAAGAGUGCAGAGUUGGAUUGGGACAAAGAGCCUCUCCAGUACUCCCAUUUUGUCAAAGCUAAGGAAGAACGGAGAAAACGAGAAAAGCAGAAGAAGAGAAAGAAAAAUCAGGCAAGACCGAGCCAGGAGCAAAAAAGAAUAAGAAACCUAACUGGAAUCAGAUCAUCGAAGCUCGAUUGCAGCGGCUGGAGCGAUUGGAGGAGACGAGGGCCUCGGACGCAAGUCUCUUUUCCUGGGUGUGGCAGUGGUUUGGUAGAGCGACUGACCAUCCAGAAGACAAAGCCGAACAGGAUAACGGGUCUCUGCCCAAAAUAUCCUUGA
This is a messenger RNA of Endocarpon pusillum Z07020, 936 nucleotides long. RefSeq lists its product as uncharacterized. The transcript is spliced from 3 exons. NCBI's taxonomy places the organism in Eukaryota, Fungi, Ascomycota, Eurotiomycetes, Verrucariales, Verrucariaceae. The coding region runs from base 1 to 936 and encodes 311 amino acids. The record is from RefSeq and is a predicted model, not a curated record.